CCCCGCCGGGGGCGGCCGGCAGAGCGUGCCUGAGGGCCGCGCUGUCCGACUCGCGCUUCUUCUUGGUGUGCAUGUGCUUCCUGACCUUCAUCCAGUCGCUCAUGGUGUCGGGGUACCUGAGCAGCGUCAUCACCACCAUCGAGAGGAGGUACAGCCUGAAGAGCUCCGAGUCGGGGCUGCUCGUGAGCUGUUUCGACGUGGGCAGCCUCGUCGUGGUGGUCUUCAUCAGCUACUUCGGCGGGCGCGGGCGAAGGCCGCUCUGGCUCGCCGUCGGCGGGUUUUUCAUCGCGCUGGGCGCCGCGCUCUUCUCCUUACCUCACUUCAUCUCGCCGCCGUACCAGAUCCAGGAGCUGAACUCGUCCGUGAGCAACGAGGGCUUGUGCCUAACGGGCAAUGGGAGUGCCAAGGAGUCCUUGGAGUCGCCGGCGUGUGUCAAGGACUCCGGCGGCAACGGUCACUCCCUCUACGUAGCUUUAUUCAUCUGCGCCCAGAUCCUCAUCGGCAUGGGCUCCACACCCAUCUAUACCUUGGGACCAACCUACCUGGAUGACAAUGUCAAGAAAGAAAAUGCCUCGCUUUACCUAGCCAUCAUGUAUGUAAUGGGAGCGCUUGGUCCUGCAGCUGGCUACUUACUAGGAGGAGUUCUGAUUGGUUUCUAUGUUGAUCCUAGGACAACCAUUUAUAUUGACCAGAGUGAUCCUCGAUUCAUUGGAAACUGGUGGAGCGGAUUUCUCCUUUGUGCCAUUGCAAUGCUCCUUGUGAUAUUCCCAAUGUUUACCUUUCCAAAAAAGCUCCCUCCUCGGCAUAAAAAAAGGAAAAAGAAAAAGAAGAUGAACUCUGAUGAUGUUUCAAGUGAGGAUGAAGUCAUGAAAGAGAAAACAAAUAGUAAAAUACACGCAGACAGUGCCGUUCCUGCCUCUAUGGGAUUUGGAAAGAAUGUUAAAGAGCUUCCAAGAGCAGCUGUCAGGAUCUUAAGCAACAUGACAUUCCUUUUUGUGAGUUUGUCAUACACAGCUGAGAGUGCCAUUGUUACAGCUUUUAUUACCUUCAUUCCCAAGUUCAUCGAGUCACAGUUUGGCAUCCCAGCUUCCAAUGCCAGCAUCUACACUG
Molecule: messenger RNA, 1110 nt
Organism: Tinamus guttatus (white-throated tinamou)
Lineage: Eukaryota; Metazoa; Chordata; Aves; Tinamiformes; Tinamidae
Source: RefSeq, a predicted model, not a curated record